AUGGCCUCUGCUGUGCCUGACAAAGAAGAAGCUGCUAAGACCUCCCUGGAGGUGAAGGAAGAGGAGCAGCAGGAUGCAGUAAACCCGGUGGCUAACCUGACCUUGGUCACCUCUGCCUGUGACAUGGUUUCUACAGCAUAUGCCUCCACUAAGGAGAGCCACCCCUACAUCAGGUCUGUAUGUGAUGCAGCAGAGAAAGGAGUGAAGAGUGUGACUGAAGCCACAGCCAGCUGCGUGCAGCCAGUUCUGACUACACUGGAGCCCCAUGACAUUGCAGCAAGCGAGUAUGCCUCCAAGGGUCUGGAUAAACUAGGUGAAAAGAUCCCACUCUUCCAAAAGCCAGUGGAACAGGUUAUCUCUGACACAAAAGAGCUGGUGUCAUCCAGAGUGGCUGAUACGAAGGAUGCUGUGAGCAGCAAAGUGACAGAGGUGAUGGAUAUCACAAAGGAGACUCUCCAGAGCGGUGUGGAGGCUGCCAGAUCCACAGUGGCCAGCAGCGUGGGGAUGGUUAUGGACUCCAGAGUGGGCCAGGCAGCUGUGAGCGGAGCAGAAGCUGAGAUACUAUCUAUUUCCUCAGCCAAACUGGCAGCAUCUGAGGAGGGUGCAGACAUAAUGUCUGUGGAACAGCAGCAGGAGAAGAGGAGAUACUUUGUGCGGUUGGGGUCUCUCUCUGACGAGCUUCGCCGUUUUGCCUACCUGCAGUCAACUGACAAAAUGAAGCAGGUCUGGCAGGGCAUGCAGGAGGCCCUUGCACAGCUUCACCACAUCAUUGAACUGAUUGAAGUGUUUAAGCAAGGCUUUAAUCAAAAGCUUCAGGAAGGCCAGGAGAAACUACACCAGAUGUGGCUGGACUGGAGUAGGAAGUCUUCCAAAGAGAGUGGAGAUGAAAGCUCUGCAGAGCCAGAGGCCUUUGGAGAAGAUGUAGAGAGACCGGGCUCUGUGGGGACUUCCAGAGGAGAAACUUGA
Molecule: messenger RNA, 966 nt
Organism: Calidris pugnax (ruff)
Lineage: Eukaryota; Metazoa; Chordata; Aves; Charadriiformes; Scolopacidae
Product: perilipin-3-like
Exons: 7
Coding region: 1-966 (321 amino acids)
Biological process (GO): positive regulation of triglyceride storage; lipid storage
Cellular component (GO): cytosol; lipid droplet
Source: RefSeq, a predicted model, not a curated record